AGCAAAAAUACUUACUUAUAAACUUGCAAGAUUUAAAAUAUAGCUGAGAAUCUCGUCCGAUUUAUUUGAAAUUGCCAUUUUCAAUUAGAAGAUUUAAAGAAGUUUCCGAUCAGCAGACGAUCCAAUAAUCGAUUCGGGCUUCAAAACGGAAUGCAGUUGAGAAUACACUGAACGUCUUAGACAGGAUCAAUUCCCUGAACGAGGCAAGUCGAUCGUGUUACGUUUCGGAAUCUCACAGAGUCCCGUGAUUCUCUGCAUCACUGAACAAGUUGACCGUCGCGAUCUCUGGCAGAGUGGCGCUAAAAAUACUCGGCCAUUGGUGAUUCGACUUGAUCGACAACACGAUUUCCACGAAAUCGUAUUCCAGAAACGGUGGCGCGGCCCUCGAUCGUUCGACGAGUCGCAAUAAAGAAUAAUCGACCGGGCCUCGAGGCCGACAAGGUCGCCGGAACGUUGACCGAUCUUUCAAGAUCGCGCGGCAGACUCGACGCGAAGCUCGAUCGGUGGAUAAACGAGGAUAAAUCGAAGGGCAAGUCGUGGGAUCCCUGACCAACGUCAAGCAACACACGACGGUACUUUGGCGAGACGCUAAGAAACGUUUACACGCUGAACGUCUAACAGGAAAAUCGAAAUUCACGAUCGAAUGGAGGAUCGAGCGUGAAGCUAGAUCGGUGUGUGUAUGAAAAUAAAUUCAAGGAUAGAUUGCGUGACAUCAUCGAUGCGAAAGAAAACGACCGAAGACAUUUGAAAAGCCGUGAAAGGUCGUUGACCAAUGUCAACGAGGGAAAAAUCGACAGUCCCGAUAAAGAUACACUGAAGAUAUGAAAACAGAAUCUAACUUCAAGAUCGGCAAGCUGUAUAAGAUGGCGGAUGUCAAAAGGACUACGUAAAUUCAAAAAAAUUGCAUGAAAAUUUCGAAGUUGAAUAAACGAGACAUAAAUCAGAGAAUAAAUCAUGUAGCAUUGCCAAUCACUUCACGAAAAUCUCGACGACUUAGUGGCGCUGAAGAAUAAAACUAGAGCUGAAGAUCCUGUUGGAGACGCGAUAUUAAACUCGAUUAAUAGUUGAGCGAGAAUAAAUCACAGUGAAAGUCCUAUCUCCGAAUGAACGCGACUAAGUCGAAGGAAAAGUCGUGCAAAAACGCUGACCAACGUCAACCAAGAUUCGACGACGUUUUAGCUGAAUCGCUGAGGACGAUACGCGAGAAUAGAAACGAAACGGCGCCAUGGUGUCCGUUCUCGAACGAAGAAAGCCAGUUUGUGAUCGUUGCACCUGUCGCUAUCUGUCAAGCUGGUAAACACGAGGCAAAACCUUGGGACAAGUUCGCGAGCUCCUCGACCUGGACAGUUAAAGAGUAAAGAGGGUACAGCACACCUGACUCGAAGCUUCUUUCUUGCGACAGCUGCGUGUUUCGGUCGAACACGGUUGACAGAGACGUGAUUGUUACGUUCACGAUCGUGUUGGGUUGAAGGUGGAAACUGGAGGAACUGAAAAAAUUGAUUUUUCAAGACUUCGACAUAAUCGUCGUAGAUACGAAAAGUUUUGAAGAAUUGGUGAGAAAGAGGAGAGUAAAAAGUUGAAAUUGACGAGGAAGAGGAAGCUUGGUCAGAUGAGAUUUAUGUCAAAUGACUUAUCUUUCUGAAUAAAUUUAAUGAUUGAAGUGGAUGUUGCGAGUAAUCGUGAGGAUCUUGUUCUCACGUAAAGGACAACUUUGUAAGUUGAUUAUACAGGAAGUUUAAUUAUAAAUCGAUGGUAGAAGGUAAGAUCGCUCGGAUUAAGAUCUGUUGCUACGGAUGCUGUAAAAAGUAACCUGUUUUAAGGAAAGGAAUAGAUCGAUAGCAGUUUAAGGCAAGUUAAUAAAUAUUGCGAAGAUAACGAAGCGUAGAUAUUAAUCGCGAACAAGGUUUCUAUGUUAAAAAUUACCAAGCUGCAGAUUUCUCGACGAAGUUAUUAACUUUCUAGAAAUGAAACCAUAAAGCGCAAAGCUUGCAGCUAAAAGGAGCGUUUCGCCGAAUUCCCAAUGGUCGACGUUCAUCAUACUUAUAAUUAACAUUGAUCGUGACUUCGAUACUUCUACGAAGAUUUCAAUCGAUGCUAUAAAUAAUCAAUCGAAGCGGCAAAUAUACCUCGAACCACUAUCGAUCGAGUAUCGAUCGUAUCCAAAAUCGAUCACCAAUCGUAGUUCCAACCUUUCGAUAAAAAUUUCAAUUACCACAAACACUGGUAGAAUGUUUAAUCAAUUUAUUAAAAAGAUAUUUUAUCGAAUCAGCGAUAAAUGACGGAAAUUACACUUGAAAUUAACAUCGAUCGUAUAUCUCUAAUAUUUCUACGGAAAUUCUAAUCAGCGUUAUGAACGCAUCGAUCGAGUGGAACGAUAUUUCUUCGCCAAGAAGCCACAUUAAUCAUACUUAAAAUAAGCACCGAUCGUAACUUCAAUAUUUGCGAAGCUAGCAAAACUUCCAAUCAAUCGCACAAACACUUGUGCACGUAUUCUCGAAAGGAAACGCGAGAGACCACGAAGUGACGCGAUUUGAAUCAACACCCUCGCCAAAAGCAGACACCCAAUCAAUCCGGCAACUCACUCAGCCUCGAAACCACGCCUCGUCGACGACGUGCAGCACAAACAAAGUGAACGCCGAAGCAAACACAGCGACGAUCGUUGCGGAGGAGGCGCGAAACCGGUGACUUGACCACGGGCAAGAUCGACGGCCGAAUGACGUCAAGGUUUUCGCUGGAACCUCGAAAAGAAGGAGAAAAGAAGGAUGCAGCCGGAUCGCUUUGUGCCUGCUGGAAGCGUUAAAUAUAGCCGGAAGAAUUUCCGCGGCAUCCACGCGCUCUUCGUUCGCUUUGCUCGAUUUUCCUAGACCGCGAUUUAUGCGAAACGAGUGCGAGACCCCUCUUUCGACUGUCGUCGUUGUCGCGCGGAGACUACCGCAGCUUCGUGUUACACGGCUGUACGUGAAUUAGCUGGCUUUUACUUCUAACGCUUCGGCUAGUGGAUUUCCUCGAGGUAUUUGCGAGAGGAAAAAUGCUGAUCACCAAGUAUACCACUAUCCUGCUGCAGUCUACCAAUCAACAUAUUCUCAGGAGCGAUGUCUUCCUGGAACCGUAUCUGCAGCAGCAUGGAACCGUUCAGGUUGUCAGCUCGCCGAGCACGCCUCCGCCAAAUCCGCUGCAGCAUCAUCAGCUCACGCAGCUACAUCAUGUACAGAGCGAGGAGUCGCUUUCCUCGGAAGGGUCGGCCACCUCGGGUGGAUCUUCGAGCUCGACGGAAGAUUCUGGCAGCGAGGUCGCGUGCGACAUCACUCUGAUCGAGAGGCUCAUACGCUCGCAUCCUAUUUGGUUCCUUCCUGGCAUCCAAAGAGCCGGCGCUUUCCACUUGUUGCAAGGCAAAGAGGAAGGGAACUUCGUGGUGCGCCAAUCAAGUCAGAGCGACACGAUGGCCCUGUCCGUGCGACUGCCACCAGGAAAGGGACCGUACAUCGAGCACUACCUGAUCCAAGCCAACAAGGGGAAGCUGAGCUUGGAGACCAGCGAGAACAGGUUCGACAACAUCCCCUCGCUGAUCGCCCACUAUUCUCAGUGUUGUGACGAAUUGCCGGUCCAAUUGACACUGCCAAGGGCGAUGCGCGAGGCCAAGAAUAGGCAGCAACUCUCCUCCCUGGCGCUUCUGGGUCAGGAAUUCUGGAGAUACCCGAUGGCGAAUCCGAAACCACCGGAGAGCAGCAGCAGCAACACGUCUAGUUUAAGCAGUUUCCGGGGUGGUAACAAUAAUUUGAAUAACAACAAUAACAAUAUUCAUACGCCGACGACGGAGAGUAUCGUGUUGAAUUUGGCGCCAAUCUCGUCGCAUGAUACCCGAAGCUCGUCGCCUACAGGCGCCUUGACGACAACCACAUUCGCGUCGUCGUUGCCUCGACAGCCUCGUCCAACGCCACCAAACACCUUGAAUUUGACAACCUUCAACGAGCCUCUAGACCUGAAGAAAGAAAAAAUCUCACCAGGCGACAAACUAUCUCAGAAAUUGAUCUCCCCUAAUCUGGUGCAGAGCGUUCGUUGCCCUUCGCCUGUGGUUCACAACGUGGAGAGUAACGUGCUGAGUCCUGUCCAGGACACCAAAGUCAGCUUCGAGUCGAAAACCAUGGCAGAGACUUCGAAAUCGACGAUGGUCGAACUGUCCAGGACCAGAUUCUCCUCUGUCAGCACUUCCAUGAUGAAUUUCCAUCAAAACGUGUCGACGUUCAAUAAUCUAUCCUGCACCACGUCCCCUGUACUACCUGAGAUAAGAAAUAUCAUAGCGGAGAAUCAUUCUCUGGGACAGAACGUGAAAACGCCACCUCCGCCGCCUCCGAGAUGGGCCAAACCCGCGAUUGGCCCGAAUCAGAAUAAUUUCAGCGUUACAACCACCGUGACGUUCAAUGUCAAUCACUCGAAUGAUAUCGGUAGCUCUCAGAACACCCCAUCGGACCCCAAUACUUCUCUGUUAAGCCCACAGAGCGCCACAUCGAACAAGUCUCUGACCUCAAACUUCUCGGUGAAGUCACCCUUGUCUCCGACGACGCCGAUACUCUCUCCAAUGUCAAAACUAGUCCCAAAUACAGGCGCUAAGACGCCCAACGUUCUUUCACCAACUACGCCAUCCAGUACGAGCAAAUCGAAACGAAGACGAGACCGAGAAGCUCGAAAGAACUCGCAACACUACCAGGAAUCUGACAUUUUGGAAUCGUACUAUCGAAGUUCGCCUGGAGACAAGAUUUCGGACUACGAAGAUAUUUGGAAUACUACCGAUCAGUCGAACCAUUCCACCUGGUCUCCCAACGACAAACUGGCCAGGAAUGAUGGGCCAGCGAAUCCUCAGGACCGACUGAGGAACUCGAACGAUCGACUGAUGGUCCCAGACAGAGUCGGAAAUCCAAAUUCCGAGAGAAAUUUCAACGAACGACUGCCAACGAGCGAGCAGUUGAUAGUGAGGAACGACAGGAUGAUCGUGAGAAACGAUAAGUCGAUUGGAAAUGAGAAAUUGAGUUACAAGGAGAUGACCAGUCCCGAGUUUAGCAGCUUUAAGCCUGCUCAGGAGGCGAAGCCUGUGGAGCAGAGCAAUGGAUCGCCGGAGGAAACAGGAAUGGGAAGGAGACCUGAUCUGUUGUCUCGAGUCUCAGGUAGCGCGAACUCCUUGAACAGUCCCAGCACGGUGACACCUCCCAGGAACAAACUAGGCUUAAUGCUGGCCAAAUCAGAGAGCAACAGCCCCCUGACACCGGAGUCGAAGCAGGGUAGUCCGUUUUACGCGGAACCAGCGGACGCUAUCGCGCAGAACGCGGCGAUAAUACCAAGAAGACGACCUAGGAACAACCCAGCAACUAAUAAAUAUCGGCACAGCGAACCAGGGUGGCUACAAACGCCAGUAGGUGCAAAUUCUAAUCAGCUGCAUCCGAUCGACUGGGAGGAAUCGGAAGAAACGGAAGAUAAGACGCCUCUGAUCUCGUCUUCCGUGGAUAAUCUGGCCAAGAGACUCGGCACCAAAGAGACGAAGAAGAUUCCACGUGCCAAGCCGGUACAGCCACCAAAGAUCAGGACCAAGGUGUUCAACGACACUUCCUGGGCCGUGGACUCCAGCUGGGAAUUUAUUGGCAACGAAGGGGACGACUGCGAUCCGGACUACGACUGUGAUGCAGAUUACGAGGGCGACAACGUGGCCAGAAAGUUUCCGGACGAGGAGUGCGACAGGGACGUUGUUGGGAACACUUUGACCGUUCAGAGUAUCAUCCUCCAACGGUACCCAGAGCUGUUGAAACCGCCAGACACGUCGGAGUCGCUUUACAGCGACAGGAACUCCUCGUACGACAACGUCGAGAAGAGGAACGAGAGAGAGGAGGCUGGAGACACCAGAAAGGACCAAACUUAUGACUCUUCCGAGUGGGAGACGCCAUUGGAGACGGACGAAAGCGACGUGGAGAGGAUGAAGAAGAACAAAAGCUUCAAAGAACGACUGGACCCUCUUCUCUCUCCUCCGAGGUUGCAAGCCCUCAGGAAUCGUGAAAACGGAGGCACAGGCUCCACCAUAAGAUCGUACGCCUUGCAGCUAGCCGCUGAUAAAACUACCACUUUCUCCCAGAAUAUCGAUAAUUUCAUCCAAUGCACGAAAGAAGGGAAAGAAGCCAGUCCGCACGUGGUUAUGAGAAACAUGAGACAGUUCAUGUCUGGAAUGAAAAACUAUUUGGUGAAACACGGCGAAAAGGAGUUCGAAAAAGAAGUGGAGAAGGAAAGAUUGAAGCUGAAGGCAAAUGAAUUUUUGAAUCUGGACGCGAUUUUGGAGGGCGUGAUGAUGAUCCUGGUAGUCAAACCGCUCAGGGAACAUGUUUACAGACUGUUUGUGGAUCAUUACGCGGCCACCGGUUCGUUGCAAACCCUCGCCGAGAACAUUCAACACGCCCAAGGGAAACACAUUCAGGAUCUCGGCGUUCGACCAAAGAUCAUACCCCCAUCGGAGCCCAAUUUAGAACGAAUCCUCAAGUGCAUCGAUCGUCUUCAGAAGGCGGAUUCACCUUUGGAUAAGCUGGAAAACCUUCUCGCAGCUUUUUCGGCAAUUUUCAACUCUGUAAAACACGCAAAUUCUGGCAGACACCUGUCGCUGGGUGCCGACGACCUCCUUCCUCUUCUAGUUUGGGUGUUGGUUCGUGGCAGAGUCGUGGACGCUGAAGUGGAGGCUGAGUACAUGUGGGGCUUGCUUCAUCCCUCUCUUCUGACUGGCGAAGGGGGAUAUUAUCUGACGACCUUGUCCAGCGCAGUUCACGUUUUGAAGACGUUCAAGUCCAGCCAGGGAACGAUGUCCACUUUAAAUGGCUGUGGAACACCAGACUGUUCAUCCGUACUACGAAUCUUAGUGCCAGAUGAACUGCAUGGAUCCCUGAACACCAGAACGUUGCCCGUGCGACCGAACAUGAACACGAGAGAGAUCUGUCGCAUUCUUGCGCAUAAGAUCAGAUGCACCAACCCCCAGGACUAUGGACUGUUCAAACUGGUUCAAGGGGAAGAAACCUUACUCGGUGACCACGAGUGUCCGCAAGAACUCUCUCACUGCCUUUUCGCUUACAAGCGGAUCGACGCGAAGAUAGCCUGGCCGAAGACCAGUUCUUAAGCUUCGCGAGCAGAAAACCUCGUAGAGUCAACGAUGUCGAUUUCGUGGUGGCGAAACUAACGAGUCUGAAACACCUGUCUCUACUCUUACUGUUAGUUUCGUUGCUAGCACCGUGUUUUCCUUUCGAUCGUCUCAUUGUUCACACUUUUUACAUGUAAGUCCGUAACGAAUUUUUCAAUUUCCAGCACAAAAACCUCUUCGGUAAUCUAACUCUUAGAAUAUACUUGAACACUGCCAGGUAUAGACAGCUUUCGAACGAUCGACGUAAAAACGAAAAAAAAAAAAAAUCCACUGAAAGCGACCAAAGUUUAAUUUAAGGAAAACGAUUAUUAAACCUUGUACUUUUAUUCGUAAAUCAUGUUAAUCUAGAUCUAUAUCCCCACAUAUCCGGUAUUUAAAAUCAGUACAAUCGUCAUCGUUCUAUUGGUCGCUUUUUAAUAUGUAGAAUUCUUGCCCAUAUUUUUUGUAAUUAGUAAUUAACGUAAAGAAAAAGAAGGACUUCUCUUAGCUGCGCGAUGGUCCAAAGAAAUUUGAUUAUUCGUCCGAAUCAUUUAGAUGCUGAGUGUGAUGAUUAUAGUAGUGCAAUCUAGUAGUGCAAUGCGUAGCUGGGAACGAUCUCGAAGUAAGAAUUUCAUAUAACGCAGCUAAAGAGUCUGAAAAAGCAGAGUAUGAUCGUACGAUCGGGCGAUUAGCAUUCAAUCGGAUUUAAUUUGCUUUACAAGCAGGUGCUAGAGCGUCGGAUCGGCUAAUAAACGGAGGUCGAUUCAGUUCGUUUGUUGGCACUGAACCCGAGAUUUCGAACAAAUUUCCGCCGAACGACCGUUUCUUAUUUAUGAACACACGAAUAAUACGAGAUAAAGGAUCGUGUAUUACUCAGUAUUCGAUAUUUUGCAAAAUUCUACGAUAACGAAGCUACGAAGUCUCAUUGAUGAAAUAGGUUUCGAAUCGAGCAAGCCAAUGGAAAGUUCUUCGCUUUUUGCCGCAAGAAACCAAGGUCUUGAAUCCUUUACGAUUGUCCUUCGAUCUGGAAAUCUAUUUCACGAGAGAAUACUAAAUUUUUUACGGGAUGAAAUCGCUAAGAAGAGAGCAACCAAAUGUCUCUGUAACAUUUCUUUUGAAAUAAUUUUACCGCAGACGACUUACUUAAUUCUCUUAUUAAAAACAUUUUUAACAUAUCGAUUGAUUUUCUUAAAUAUUUUUCUACGAUUAAUCGAUGAGAUUGAUGCUGUCAUCUUACUCUUUAUAUCAAUCACUCAUUUUUAUAUUUUUAACGUUAUUCUUUCUUUUUUUUUUUUUUUACAUCUUGUUACAAAAAAUCAAUUUCUACCAUGUACGAAUUAUUUAUAUGUCAAAGAAGAUCAGAGAUAUGUUGGAUGCCUCUGUCAGGGGUAAUUCAAGCCUAUAGUAUAACCGAAUAAAAAUCAUAGGGGGAUUACCCCUUUUAAUACAAAUUGAAUAUUAGACUUUUAUAUAUAUAUAUACAUAUAUAUAUAGAACACGAAAGACUAGUUUAGACUCUAUUUUAAGUACUUUCUCGUCGAGACGUUGGCGGAUUAUACAAGCAAUCUGUACUUUUAGGCGGACGUCGCAUAUUUAUUGGGAAGUUGUACACAAUAUUUUACUAUCAUUCGUCGGAUUUUUCCUUUUUUUUUCGCGUGUGCGUGCGCACGUGUCGCUUCUUCCUUUCUCCGAAUCUGCCAGGCUGAUUUGCUCACUUAAUAUUAUUAUAAAAGGCUGUGGAACUAAUUAAUCUCUUACUCUCUCUCUCUCUCUUUCACUCUCUCGCUCUCUCUCUCUCUCUCUCUCCAGAAAUGAGCAAUUGAAAACAAAACAGAGCAGUUCGAUCAUGUUUGUGUUUUUGGGGGAUUUGUAUGGGGGUUGAGAUAUGAGGGUUGGAGCGUAAAUCGUGGAGCGAAUAUUUUGCUACUGAAACUCUCGUACAAAUCAGCCUUGCAAUUGUUAUUAGGUAUUGUCUUAUAUAAGAAAACGAACAAAAAAAAAAAAGGAAAAAAGAAAAAAGUGAAAAGUAACACGAUGUGUAACCCUCGAUAAAUACGUGUAAUAAUAUACGAUAAUAAUUAUUAGCAAUUUAUAAAUGUACAUUUCUCCUUUAUAUGUCGUAUCUAAUUUAUUAUGAAGCGAAUUUUUAAUACCUGUAAUAUCGUAAUUAAUAAUAUCCCUCUGCAUUAAACGUGCUUUCGAUCCUCCACCUCCCCCACCCCCCUUCGAAUCUAAUUGAUUACGAUUAACCGUAACGUUAAUGCUUCUAAUAUGCUAGUCAAGCCGAUACAAAUCAGAAGUUUGUAAAAGAGUACCGUUUCUUCUCUCCUCUCUAUGGCCCUUUUAUAGGUGUAACUUUUCACGUGAUAGUUUCUACUUGUUGACAAAAAAAAAAAAAAUAAGGUAAUAUCAUUGAUCAUCGAUUAUUCUCACCUUUAUUACGAUUAUUGAUUAUGAUUACUAUUGUAACGUGUAACAGUAUGCUCAAUAAAAACUUUUCUAUAAUUCGAACAGUGGAUGGAACAAUGCUAAUGUGGUAUACAAAUAAUUGUGUAAUAAAAUUUCGUAUGCAGAGCGAAA
This is a messenger RNA of Bombus pascuorum, 9718 nucleotides long. It is a transcript of the gene spri, whose product is annotated as protein sprint. Gene Ontology annotation, biological process: vesicle-mediated transport; signal transduction. The record is from RefSeq and is a predicted model, not a curated record. NCBI's taxonomy places the organism in Eukaryota, Metazoa, Arthropoda, Insecta, Hymenoptera, Apidae. Bases 3029 to 7138 code for a protein of 1369 amino acids. Gene Ontology annotation, molecular function: small GTPase binding; guanyl-nucleotide exchange factor activity. Gene Ontology annotation, cellular component: cytosol; endocytic vesicle. The transcript is spliced from 16 exons.